Culex pipiens pallens (northern house mosquito) is the source of this 1199-nucleotide messenger RNA. RefSeq lists its product as uncharacterized. Gene Ontology annotation, cellular component: nucleus; transcription regulator complex. The transcript is spliced from 3 exons. Lineage: Eukaryota; Metazoa; Arthropoda; Insecta; Diptera; Culicidae. The coding region runs from base 313 to 1134 and encodes 273 amino acids. Gene Ontology annotation, molecular function: DNA binding. The record is from RefSeq and is a predicted model, not a curated record. Gene Ontology annotation, biological process: regulation of transcription by RNA polymerase II.
AUUUAGUUCUUAGUUAACAACUAUAACAGGAAGGUUUUAGUUAACAAACAUUACGGUGAAAUAGUACAGUACCUAUUUCAUAUAUGCUGUCUUUAUUAUUUGGAAACUUUUGAAACAACAGAACACCGGAAUUCGAAUGGUUUUUGCUAUUUCUACAAUUUGUUCAAUUUAUUCCUUAUGCCAAACCUUUAAUAGUUCAAUGUCAAUCAGUUUUGAGGAUAUUUCAUUGCUAAACUUUUUUGUUUGCUUGCAGGUCAAUUAAACACUCUUAUAUUACGGAUAGAUAACUCGGAGUGGCCGUAAAUAAACCGAAUGGAUAAGAACGAGCUGACUCUGGCGAUGGUAGAUGCCAUUGAAAAGUAUCCACUUUUGUACUCCGGUGUGGCCCACUUCAACGCCCGUCGCGCGGAACAUAUGCAAGCUUGGAACGAAGUGGCAGCGGCCGUCGGUCAAGGAGUAAAUGCAACUUACUGCAAACAACGCUGGAAUAUCGUUCGAAGAAAUCACACGAAAUUUUUACGGACAGGUCGUAAUACCAUAAAGAUACCUGGCAUUCACGAGCGGCUCAGUUUUCUAAAUAGCUGGAUCAAGUCAAAUCAAGACAAGGAAGCAAAAAGAUCUCAAUUACGUAGCUUAGCGUUUAAUAUUGAGUUAGUCAAACUCGUGGAACAGCAUCCGUGGCUUUAUAACGAUCAACCAAGGAGCAAAGCAGAGGAUGAAGAGGCGUGGGAAAAAAUCGCUAGUAUCAUGAGCGAUGAGGUUUCAGUAACUUCCGAAGACAUGAGAACACAGUGGCUAUCGCUGCGUCGAAUUUACGUCCAAUUCAUGCAAGAUAGCCCCCAAGAUAGUCCUCAACGAAUCGAAUCGUACAUGCACUUUCUAAUACCGCAUUUGAAAUUUCCAAUCAAGCCAAAUUUCGUCCCCAAAUCGGUGGAACGUUCCGAUCUGCCGACAGAGUCGGAAAUAGCACGAGUCGAGGGUUACGACCACCUCGGGUACGAUCCGGGAGACCAGGAUGCCGCUUUCCUGCUCAGUAUCCUGCCCCACCUGAAGGCCAUGACCGGCCACCAGCGAAGGCAGUUCAAAGUUAGAGCAGUCACGCUAAGUGCGGAUAUGCUAAGUGAUUUUAGUUGAUUCGAAUUAAGUAAAUUUAUCAUUAUCAAGUAAGUUAGAUGAAAUAUAUUGCGAUACAAUUAAUA